Molecule: messenger RNA, 1464 nt
Organism: Phytomonas sp. Hart1
Lineage: Eukaryota; Euglenozoa; Kinetoplastea; Trypanosomatida; Trypanosomatidae
Source: the annotation of a GenBank genome assembly
AUGAUAAAGUUGGGCGUCUCUGACGAUGAAUUUGAUUGCAUGGUUGAACGUUUACGACAAUAUAGGGUUAGUGAUUUUUUGUUUGAUUUUUAUUUGUUGAUGGUGAGCGAGCGGAUUGUCAAAUACUGUCACGAGGUUCAAAAAAAAGAUGAGACUAUGGAAUUUGAAAGGGUUGAGUGUGACAUUCGGUAUUUAAAUAGUCGUGAGACUCGUGAUAUGGUUUCAUGGACUUCUCAAUACAGAAUUGAAAAGGAAGUGGUCGAUAGGAAACUUGAUUUGUUUAGAGAACAAAAACAGAACAAGGUAGGUGAACGUGAGACCUUCAUAAAGGGUGUUCAAAAAAAAAUUGAUGUUCGAAAUGUUGAAUAUGAAAGACAAGUUGAUGGAAUAAAAAAUGAUUUUUAUAAUUAUUGUAAGGAUAAACAUGUUACUUAUGGGAUUCUUGAACAUAUUGAUACAAAAAAAAUAUUGGAUUCGCGAUCUACGUUGGGGGGGAGUAAUAAUAUAUUCAUGAAAAUGAUUUUUGAUGUGGGGUAUAUUAUCCUCUCAACUUUGUCAUAUGUUUAUCCAGUGGCGGGUGGCAUAUCGUUGGUUAUUAUGGGUCUUACUCGAUUGUUGACCCAAUUUGUGGAUACAACAAAGUAUCCACCAGAUUAUGUUAUUGGUUAUAAUAAAAGUUAUUAUAUGUAUGAAACGUCCGAUGAUCCAAUGAUGGGUCGGAUUUCUAGACCUAUUCGGAGUGAGAUUUACCCGUUGCGUUUUAGUUUGUCGGAAUCAGAAGAACAGGUAAAAAUAUGUGCGGAAAGACUUGAAAAUUGUGCUUCGGAAUUUAAAAAGUGGGAAACAGAAUGUACUGAGGAAACUAAUAGUGAAUGGGGAAGAAUCGGAGGUGCCAUUCAAAAUCUUGAUGUUGAUAUUUCGUAUACCCAUACCAUUCAAAACGAAUUGGCUAAGGGUGAGGUUUAUUAUGCGCAAUAUGUGUUGGGUGGAUUGGAUUUAUUGCUGAAUAUGUCCUGUACUGAGGUUCUCCAUUUUGAAAAUAAAAAAAAGGAUUUAGAGGUCAAGCAUAAUAUUUCGGAUGCGGAGCGUGUUUGUUUAAAUGAUAAGUAUAGAACUUUGAUUCGUGAUUAUAAAGUGAGUGAUCCACAAUUGGGAAGUGGUGUGGAAAAUGAUUCUAUUAUUGAACGUGUUGCGAAUGGGUAUUUAGAUGAAAAAAAAAUGCGACAGAAUGAUUUGGAUGAUAGAUUAUAUUUGAAUGAUAAGGUCCGGAUAGAAUUAUUGCAAAAUAUAUCUGAGAUGCGUCUUCAUAUUGAAGAAAUAAAUGGUGAUCGCGUGGCCUGUAUAUAUAAUUGUUUACUUUUAAAGGAUGAGGAAUCGAAAGAAACGAAUAAGUUGUUCGUUAUACAGAAACUCAAAUACUUAUUUCGACGGUUGCAAUCUAAUAUUUGCACCGUGUGUGAUUAG